This is a messenger RNA of Pseudozyma flocculosa PF-1, 7068 nucleotides long. RefSeq lists its product as uncharacterized. Gene Ontology annotation, biological process: actin cytoskeleton organization. The record is from RefSeq and is a predicted model, not a curated record. The transcript has 2 exons. Gene Ontology annotation, molecular function: actin binding; small GTPase binding. Lineage: Eukaryota; Fungi; Basidiomycota; Ustilaginomycetes; Ustilaginales; Ustilaginaceae. The coding region runs from base 1 to 7068 and encodes 2355 amino acids.
AUGGCUUCGCGCGAGCUCCUACAGAUCCUCCUCCCGGACAAUGCCUCCAUCCUCUCGGCCUCGCUGCCAACGUCGCACAAGUCCACCAUCGCAGAGCUCAUCGCACUGCUCCUCAAAGACCCCGUCAACAGCACCCAGCUCCGCAAGGUCUUUGGCGACCACUUUGACCCCGAGCUCGAUAUGACAGACGCCCUGCAGCAGGUACAAGCCGCUACUGCCUCGUCUCCCUGGCUCGUCGACAGCCGCGGCCGUCCUUGGGCCGUUCAGACGGUCGAGGUCAGCCCGGCCAACCGCGAGUGGAGCGAGGACGAGCUCAACCAGCUCGGAGACGGCCUGCUUCCUCUGCACACGGACGUAUUCUCUCAUCUCCGUGCCCUCAACGACACCGCCGACAAGGAGGUUGAUCCAAGCGCAGGGCCGCCGGCGCCCAGCGACGCUCAGCCCGCCUUUUCAGACUUCCUCCUCUCGUCUCAUCUCCACAGCCCAAGGCUUCGCCUGGUGUGUGGAGCCCCAGGCCUCCGUCUCCGCCUUCGAUUCGGCCAUGUUCCCGAGAUCUACGACGGCUGGCAGGGGCGGCUCUGGUUCCUUCCCGCGGUCCACUCGGCGGCUGCGGGCGCCAUCGGCGUGGGUGCGUCGGCCAGCGAGCUGGUGGAAGCGGUCUGCGAGGAGCUCGGCGUCCGCCGAGUGAUCUUGCAAGGCAGCAAGUCCGCUCGCGUCGUCUAUGCCAUCGCACGGCUGCCGUCGACGGCGCCAAACGCACCCACGCCGAUACCUCCGCCGCCGCCUCUUCCCGCCACCACCAGCUUGCCGGAUCUGCUCGCCGAGGAAGGGCAAGAUGCCGAGCCUGGGCUGAUGUUCACAAUCAGCGCCAGCUGGCUGUCGAACCUCGGUACAGUCGCCCACGGCUUCUCAAAGCACGCGCGACGGUCUGGUUCGACGGCAGAGGAGGCGACGAGGCCGCCCGAGGCCGCCAGCAGCGAGGCCGCAGCGGGUCCAGCCUCGCCACAGAGGUCUGCGGCGCAGCGGUCCGGCAUGCUCGGCCUCUGGGGCGCGGCCAGCGUCAGCAAGGCCACUGCGGCACUGAUGUCGAAGGGUGCCACGGCCGCUGCUGCCCCCACUUCGGCAACGUCGAACCCUGUCUCGUCGACCGGCGAUGCCGAUCUCGAUGCCUUGAUCCAGACGCUGCCCGAUCGCGGCGACGAAGACGAAGACGACGAGGACGACAGUGGGCCGGGCACUCUCAAGGGCGCUGACAGGAAGCAGCUGUUGCGGCAGCAAGGCGACGACGACGAUGGGCAAGGGCUUGCUGGCGAGGGGAGCGAUUCGGCGUCUGGUGGGACACUGACGCAUCACGCCGCCGAGGCUGCAGCAAGCCUGGCCGCUGCAGGGUCAGCCACGGGAUCUGUCCACGUGCCCGCAAAGCGCAGCCGCCAGACGCACACCACGACCGCUCGGCUGAGCCGGAUGUUCGAGGGCUGGAUCGGCAGCGGCGCGAGUGAGGCCACUUCUCCUACGGCGACCAGCGAGUCUGCGGGUGCGCCGGCUUUCCCGUCGACACCGACACCUCAAACACGGAGGGCUGUGCCCGGCACGGUGGGCCGCAGCGGCAAGACCUUCAGCGUCAGCGGUCCUCUGGAGCUCGAGGACGAUGGCCUGCAUUCGCGCUCGCCCUCCAUCGCUUCCGUUCAUGCCGCAUCGCCGACCAGCAGCGGCGUGUCGACUGUCGCAACAAACGACAGCCCCGAGGCAGAGACGCCCGAGGAGCUUUCCUCCAGGUUCGAGCAGCUCAUGAUGGACCUGGGCAUCAAAGGCACAAGCCGCGCCGCGAUGCUGGCGCUGCCCGACGAUCGGAAACGGUUCUUAAUCAAGCAGAACGAGACGGCAAAGCUGGCGUCGACCCCGACCAAGCAGCGAGCCUCGACCAGCGAUGCUGCCGCCGCCAACGACCCAGCGCACGCCGGCGCGCUGUCAGAGACGCUCAGCCGAGCCUCGAUCGUGGCCGGCACCUGGUCCAACCGCUUCAGCCUGGCCAGCAUCGCGAGUUGGGGCACCACGGAUACGAACCACAGCGGCUCGGCCAGGGGUGCGUCGGACGAUCCGGGCGCCAGCCCCUUGACGGCCAGUGACGCUCGCUUCGAUCUUUCGGCGAGCAAGGGCAGCGCACGGCCAACGGCGCUCGUCUCGGAGGAUGGCACCGACCCCGCCAAUAGCCUGACGGCCCAGAAGACUGGGGCCAGCGAGGCCUUCGGCGACCUGAAAGCCAACCACACCGGCAGCAGCGCCGGCCUGGCUUCGAGCCUGUGGAGCAGCUGGUGGGGCGCCCCGGCCGGUUCGUCUACUACCGGCGCCACCAAUGCAGGCAGCGUGUCGGACAAGAGCUCCCCAGCCUACUACGUGUCGCAGCUGCGUGAGGGCAAGCUGGGACGCAAGGACCUCGUCAAGCAUCUCCUCUCGCUCCGCGUCACGCUGAGCAGCGCCAAGCUGACGUGGAUCGAUGGCUUCCUCAACGAGGACGGCCUGGAAACGCUAGAGGAGGUCAUGCGCGUCGAGACGGACAGCUUCACGAGCAGCCUCGACGCCACCAAGGGAAAGCGGGCCGAACGGAAGGAAAUGUCGGACACCUUGCUGCUGGAGGCGGUCAAGUGCCUGCGGACGCUUAUGAACACCGAGCUCGGCUUUGAAAAGGUGCUCGAGCGACCGCUCCUCAUCAACUACAUCGCCUUCAGCCUGCGCUCGCCCUCGUACAAGCUGAGGCUGCAGGCGGCCGAUGUGUUGGCGGCGCUCUGUGUGCUCUCCCUGGCCGACGGGCACCGCCUGGUGUGUGCGGCGCUGUCGGAGCUCAAGAUCAUCGCCGGCGAGAGGUUCCGCUUCGCUUUUCUCGUCGACAGCCUCCGCUUCGACGGGGCUGACGCCGACACCUCUGGCGACCACAGCACCUCGGCCGACCUGGCCGAAUCCGAGGCGGACGAGGCGAUCGUGUGGGAGUAUCGCACGGCCGCCAUGGUGCUGAUCAAUGCGAUCACCAACAGCCCCGAGGACCUCGAGGAGAGGCUGGCGCUGCGAGACGAGUUCGCACGCCGCGGGCUCAACGAGGUCAUGGUCAGCCUGCGCUACGUCGAUCCACCCGAAGGCCUGCUAACCCAGAUCCAGGUGUACACCGAGGAGAAACAGGACGACCAGGACGAGCUGCACGAGAGGACGAUGCGGUUCGCAGAAGACGAUCCGCGCCACGCCCCGAUCUCGACGCUCGGAGAGGCCGCCCAGCUGCUGCAGAGCUCCAAGGAGAACCACGAGGACCUCUACCCCAUCGUCAUCUCCAUUCUCCGGCAUACCUCCACCAUCCUCGAGCGCGACAUCGACCACCAGUUCAAGACCGACCUGAUGUUUGUCGUCGAGAAGUUCCUUGAGCAUUCCGUCGACGUGGUCGACUUCGAUGAAGGCUGGCGCAGCUUCAUGAAGGCCUACCUCGCCAACAUCCAGCACCUCGUGGGCAAGCAGGCCAUGAUCAAGGCCAAUCGGAUGAGCGACACGAGCUCGGUGCCGAGCAGCUUCGUCGAGGAGCUCGAAGGGCUGCGGGCCAAGGUCGAGGAGCUCAGCGACGAAAAGGCGCGGCUCAAGUCGGAGCUCAACGAGCAGACGGCCGAGGUCAACACGCUGCGCAGCUUGCCAGGCGCGGCGGCUCUGCAGCGCGAUGCGGACAGGAACAGCACGGACGCACAGGCCCCAUCCACGCUGCCGAAGCGAGGCGGUGACAAGGAGAGCUUCGCCGGAGUCAUCCAGCGCCUGGUGGCCAAGGAGAAGCAGGUCAUCGAGCUGCAGGCCGAGGUCGAUCGGCUCACGUCGGCGACGAGGCCCAACGACCGAGCCGAUGGCGACGAGCGGGCCAAGCGGGAUCGCCUUGAGCGCAACCGGCAAUGGACCAACCUGAUGGAGGAGAUCGCCCGGCACAAGGUGCAGAUCGCCGAGGCUGAGGGCCAGGUUGAGUCCAAGGAGCGCGAGAUCAAGUACCUCAAGCGUGCCCUCGAGGCGGUCUACGGGCGCUUCCAGAGCGGGCUUGGCUCGCAGGCUCGGUCGCAGGAAGGUGCAGCCGCUCUCGAGGGUGGCUUGAGCAGAGCCUCAGAUGCCCUCGCAGACAGUGAAAACGAGGUCGACAUGAUGGCACGGAAGACGAUCGAUGCCCUCGGCAGCAAGGACACCGAGAUUGCUGCACUGCGUGCGGACGUCGCCAAGCUGCAGCAGCAGGCCCUCGAUGCGAUGAAGCAAGCGCAGGACACCUCUCGCCAGGAGGCCGAUGCACAAGCGCUGAAAGUCAAGGACGAGCAGAUCAACAAGCUCAAGGGCGAGGUUGCCAAGCUGCAGGCAUUGCUGCUCCAACUCCAGACCCAGCCCUUUGUGCCUGGUGCCAAUGGCAUCGCAGCCGCCCCGGUCCAUCGUCAGGCUCCCCUGCCUCCCGGCGCUCGGACGAGCGCGGGGACCUCGAUGCCGCCACCGCCGCCCGCACCGGAUGUCACCACUGCCAGUGGCAAGACGGUGAUGACGGAGAUGGACUACAGGCGCAAGGUUGCCCCGCCCCCUCCGCCGCCGCCAGCGAAGCGACGCCAGAGCGGCAUCAGCAAUCCUGCCUCGCCCACUGUCUCACCGCAGGUGACGGGCAACGGCAGGGCCAUGGCCACUUCGGGACUCGACCGUCUUGUCACUUCAAUCAGCGAAGAGCCGAAGUCGUUGGAUGCUGCCGUAGCCGAUCCCGCCCAGGCCCAAGCCUCUGCACCAACCCCGCCCCCACCACCACCGCCACCGCCCCCUCCAGCUCUCGCCGGCGCGGUAGCGUUGGACACCUCAAGUCAGGCACCACCGGCGCCGCCACCGCCGCCACCGCCUCCUCCUGCUCCUCUUGCACAAUCUUCUGCAGUCGCCGGAUCGAUGCCUACGAUGCAGCCCAGUACCAGCGCCGGGGCGGGCCCUCCUCCCCCUUCGCCGCCACCGCCGCCACCUCUGUCGUCAUCGCUGCAGGGCGGAGGGUCGACUGCCCCUCCUGCCUCGCCUCCGCCUCCACCAGGGCCGUUGGGCGGUGCACCUCCGCCUCCUCAGCCGCCCCCUGCGCUUCACGGCGCUCCGCACGGUGGCGCACCUCCGCCGCCACCACCUCCGGCGCCAGGUGGUCCAGUCCCUCCUCCGCCUCCUGGUGCACCGGCAGCUCCAAAGACGCCGCUGCUCCCUCCGAUCCCGGCCAAGAAGCGUCGGGCGCUGUUCUGGAACAAGAUCCCCAACCACGCGCUGGCCCGAACUGUCUGGAGCGAGCUGCCUACCACGCCCAUCAAUGUCGCCGAGGAGGUGGACCAGCUCGACGACUUGUUUGCGGUUGGCGCCAAGGCUCCGCCGGCGGCCGCGACCAAGGCAUCGGCGAGUACCAACAAGAAGGCUCCAGCCACGCUGAUCGAUCUGACGCGCGCACAGAACGUCGCCAUCCUCCUGUCCCGGAUCAAGCUCCCGUUCCCAGAGAUCCGGGCGGCGCUGCUGCAGAUGGACGAGAACCAGCUGAGCGUCGACAAUCUCAAGGCGCUCAAGUCGUGCCUGCCCACCACCGAGGAGAUGGAGAUCAUCCGCGACUACGAUGGAGACGUUUCGGCGCUAGGCAAGGCCGACCAGUUCUUCAAAGAGAUGCUCGGCAUCCCGAAGCUCCACGAGCGCCUGAGCUGCAUGCUCUACAUCCGCAGGUUCGAGCUCGACAUCGAGGAGCUCAAACCGGACCUCAAGAUCCUCAAGGACGCCGUCGUCGAGCUCAACGGCAGCCAGAAAUUCAAGAGCGUGCUCCACACGGUCCUGAUGAUUGGCAAUGUGCUGAACUCGUCGACUUUCCGCGGCGGUGCGGCGGGCUUCCAGCUGUCGGAUCUGCUCAAGCUGCGCGAGACGAAGCCGACCAACCCGACUCCGGCCACGCCGUCGCUGCUGCACUACCUGGUUCGGCUGCUCAAUAAGGCGGACAAGGAGCUCGUCGGCUUCCUCGACGACUGCUCGCACGUAGAGGCGGCGGCGCGCAUCUCGACGCAGACCAUCAUGCAGUCGAUCACGGCGCUCGUCAUGGGCCACGACGGCGUGGCCGAAGAGGUGCGGGUCCUGCAGCGGAUCCGCAUCUCUCCGCAGGGCGACCGCUUCCUGCCCGUCAUGGAGGAGUUCCUCCGCCACUCGACGAGCCAGAUCAAGGCACUGCAGACGGCCGGCGCCAGCAUCCAGGCCAGCCUGACGAAGCUGCUCAGCUACUACGGCGAGGACGCCACGACUACCAAGCCGGAAGACUUCUUUGGCCUGGUGGCGUCGUUUGGCCAGGCGCUGAUGCGAGCCGAGGUCGAGGUGCUCGAGGCUGACCAGAGAGCCGAGGCUGAGGAGGAGAAGAAGCGCCGCAAGGCGUUUGGCCAAGGCCUAUCGGGGGUCGGGGGGCGACUCGUCAUCCCCAAGUUUGGUCCAGAGGUGCGAGGCCCGCUCGAGGCCCUGCAAGAGGAGGCUCAGGCGCCAGCGCCCUCGUCGCCUUCGGCUGCACCGUCAUCUUCAAGCGGCGUGCCGGACAUGGUCGUCGAGGCGGAUGCGACGCAGACGACGCCGGCAGAAGAACACUCGCCGACCGACGGCAGCCUCCUCUCUCCCUCGGACUCUACCCCGACAGCCUCGCGCUUCCGAUCCUGGGGCGCCUCGGCGGCCUCCACGCUGUCCUCGGAUACCGCCACGCUCGGCCGGUCCUCUACCAUCAAGGGGCGCGGCGACGGCGCGGGCAGCGGCAACACAAAGGCCGACCCGCUUCGACGCUCGUACGGUCGAGGACGGGGCCAGCUCGACGAAGCGAUCAAGGAGCUGCGCAACGGCGGAGGACGCAAGGGCGGUCAGUUUGGGCACAGCCGCGGCGGCGAAAACUCGACCAGCUACGCCGCCAACCUGCCCCCCGGCGCCGCCAUGCUGGGCAACGGCAAGGGCACGCUGAGCGGCAGAAAGAGCCUGAAGAUCAAGGAGACGCAGAGGAGACCCCUCAGCGGCCUAUUUCUCAUCGGAGAGCCAGCCAAUCGCGAGUACGGCGGGUAG